CGAUCACACAACGCACCAAAAAGCAGGGCCAUUCAAUCUCACUGUUGGUUGUGCUUACAACUCGCUUCUCCGGAUUGGACGAUCAUCUACAUAACUUAUCUGAAAUAGCUGCAAGUACAUGUACAGGUACACGUAGCAUGCGCCAAGUUGUGUCGUGCUGGGGUGGAGCUUGAAAUUCCGAUUCACCAACAGGAUCAACACCGCCGCCAUGUCGACCAUCUCGGAAGUCAUCACCAAGGACCAUCGCGAGCUCGAGCAAUACUACAACGAGGUCGUCAACUCCUCUGACCAUGACCACCAGGAGCGCUUCGGCAACCAGUUUACCUGGGAGCUGGCCCGCCACAGCGUGGCCGAGGAACUGAUCGUGUAUCCCGCCUUCGAGAAGCACAUGGGGAGCAAGGGACACGAGAUGGCCGAAUCCGAUCGCAAGGACCACCACAGGCUGAAGGAGCUGUGGGGCGUCCUGUCGGCGCACAUCAAGGAGGAGGAGGUCCACGACCUGCCGGCGCUGGAGACGGCGCUCCAGUCGGCGGGCGCUGGCGAGUCGGAGAACAUGGCCAAGAAGUUCGGCAGGACCAAGGCCCUCGUCCCGUCCCGGAGCCACCCGAGCGCGGGCGAGAACAAGUACUUUGAGUCGGCCAUGGGCAUGUUGGCCGCGCCCAUCGACCACAUCGCCGACAUCUUCAGGAAAUUCCCCGAUGAGACCAUCAGCCCUAACCCGUCCACCAAGUAG
This is a messenger RNA of Chaetomium strumarium, 733 nucleotides long. RefSeq lists its product as uncharacterized. Bases 209 to 733 code for a protein of 174 amino acids. The record is from RefSeq and is a predicted model, not a curated record. Lineage: Eukaryota; Fungi; Ascomycota; Sordariomycetes; Sordariales; Chaetomiaceae. The transcript is spliced from 2 exons.